AUGGCGCAAACUCGACACCCUCAGCAACAGCAGCAGCAGCAGCCUCCGCCGCAAUUCUCCACCCAACCUUUCUCUCCUCCUGUCUCCUCCCCAUCUCCUCACGCUGCUUCGCCUGUGAAUGGAGGCGUAGCACCUCCUCCAUCGAAACGUCCCCGUCUUUCUCCUCUACCGCCAUCCCAGACACAAUCGCCCUACGCGUCCCCGAGCUUUGGCGCGAUGCAGCUUCCACCAAACCAACCCCCCAUGAACGGGACAGCUCCGAACAGCAUGCCAUCAACACCUGCUCCUCAAGCGCCUGCCCCUGCAGGUACCAUGGGUCCGCCAUCACGCCCAGUUGAUAAGACAACAGAUGCGGCGGAGUUGACGGAUGUUCUGGCAUCGUCUGGUAUUGAUGUGAGAGAAGAAGAGGCAUUCCUCACGCGCAGCUUUUCAGGGCCCAAUGCGCAGGCGCAGGCGGCUCCUCGAGCGCAAACACCUCAACAGCCACCUCCUAUCAACACAUCUUUCAACUCCCAAGCCUCCACAACGGGAACUCUUUCAGCGUCGAGCAGCUUUGGCGAGUUGCCCCACAUAAAACCGGUUGUCCAGCAGCAGCAUUCGUUUUCCGAACCAGCCUCUCAACCCCCCGUUCCAUUCAAAGAUCCGAAUGAGCCGACCCGUGAGGAUACGGAGGCCGCACGGCGGUCGCAAUACCAUCUUCAAGAACCGUUUCUGCUAGCUAAGCUGCUGGAGCAGAAGAUUCAGAAGCGAGGCUUUGACCUUGGUGUUCGCAUCCCCUCUGAAGGACUAUUUCAUCCCGUUCCUGGGCGACCCCAGCCUAUCGAAGUUACAGGCCCUGAUGGAUCAUCCGUAAUUCGUACUGGUCAAACAAUUUUGAAUCAAGAGGGUGCUCCUCUUGUGGAUAUCUUGAACUUGAUGUCUCUUUCUUGCGAAGAACGUCUGAGGGGCAUCGUUGAUUACUCUUCUGCCCUUUCUCGCAGCCGUCGAGCACACUCACAUGGAGUCGUCCCUGACGAAUGGCAAGAUGUUGCACAAUCUUCAAAACAGGGUCUUGGGGAUAUGGCAACGCCUUCCAAGCGACCUCAAUCAGAAAUCGAAACACCCCCUUCUAAACCUAUCGCGGACAAAUACCGGAGUCUUGUUAGCCGAGAGUCAUCACAGGAGCACAGGCGUGCUGCAAAGCGAGCUAAGCGCAGUGCAAACGCCACUGUGGGAGAAAUCACAGGCAACCGAGCUGAAUCCGUUGAUCUUAAUUCUGCUCCUUCCACGCCAAUCGCAGAGAAGGCCCCCAGCUUCGAUAAAAAAUCAAUGACCAAGAAAGAGGCAAAGAAAAUGCAGGAUUCUAAGGCUACUGAAGCGCAGCAACAUCAGCAGUCCGUCGAGACGGCACGAAUGGCCACCAAUAGCAUGCUCUCUGGACGGAUGUUUGGAACUAAAAAGUCAUAUUCAUGGUUAAAACCUGGCGGAUCUUCCAGCGGGUUCUCGUCACCCUCACGGCCCAACCCUCCCACACCAACUCCUGGGUCCGACAAGCCUAGUCGUUCUGGAGAAACACCAGCCGGCCCACCCAAGCGACGAAUUGGGGCGUGGCGCGAAGAUCAAGAGAAGGGGGCUGGUAUCCAGGUCCGAGAUCUCUUGUUUAUGCUCGAGGCAGAUGGACGAGGCAUCAAGCAUGUGCAGAGAGGUUAUUCAAAGGAUCCAAAGGAAGACCGUGCAGUAUAA
This is a messenger RNA of Penicillium angulare, 1722 nucleotides long. RefSeq lists its product as uncharacterized. The coding region runs from base 1 to 1722 and encodes 573 amino acids. The transcript is spliced from 2 exons. Gene Ontology annotation, biological process: DNA-templated transcription initiation. The record is from RefSeq and is a predicted model, not a curated record. Gene Ontology annotation, cellular component: transcription factor TFIID complex. NCBI's taxonomy places the organism in Eukaryota, Fungi, Ascomycota, Eurotiomycetes, Eurotiales, Aspergillaceae.